AUGGCUGAGAAGUAUGGCACGUAUGACACGCUAAUCAUCCGGAAAGGAAAUAAAAACCCACGAACGACUAUUCGGGCGAUUAAAGAAAGGUUGGAUCUGGACCUUUCCAAUCGCACCAUUCGACGACGCUUGGUGGAAUGGUAUCUGAAGAUCUACUUCGCCAAAAAGCGACCGAUGAUCAGUAGCACCAACAAAAAACAACUUCAGUUUGCGAGGGACUAUGCCAACAAGCCACUGGACUUCUGGAAGUGCGUUAUUCGGUGGGUCGAGUUCAAGUUCGAACUGUUUAACAAGAAAAGGCGACUCCGAGUGUGGCGGAAGAGCGACGUGGGCCUCUUGGCCCGAUAUUUACCACCGACUAUGAAGCACGGUGAUAGAUGUAUCAUGCUGUGA
Molecule: messenger RNA, 393 nt
Organism: Toxorhynchites rutilus septentrionalis
Lineage: Eukaryota; Metazoa; Arthropoda; Insecta; Diptera; Culicidae
Exons: 1
Coding region: 1-393 (130 amino acids)
Biological process (GO): DNA integration; DNA transposition
Molecular function (GO): DNA binding
Source: RefSeq, a predicted model, not a curated record